Molecule: messenger RNA, 678 nt
Organism: Cooperia oncophora
Lineage: Eukaryota; Metazoa; Nematoda; Chromadorea; Rhabditida; Trichostrongylidae
Source: the annotation of a GenBank genome assembly
AUGAAGUUGGCCACACAGGCCAGCGGCAGUACUACCAACUGCCAGAGUGGUCUAUCCGGUUUAGGAAAUACCGUCGGAAUGAUGAUGCAGGGAAUCCAUGGUGAAGCACUUCUAUGCAAAUCAUUCUACAUGAUCCGAGACACUUUCUCAUGUGGUGAAAAAGCUGUCGAGCAGCAAUGCGAUGCCCAAGCUUUGCGAGAUCUUGGAAUACUCAAAAGACAGAUGAGCGAGUUGGGUGAAGAAGAGGGUUGCCCUCGAGUGCCACCGGCCAACUUGGACGCUAUCAUCGCCAGACCAGUGAAACGACCAACACCAAUGCCCCGCCCAAGCCGUCCCAUUGUGCCUCCCAUGGCUCGUGCCCUAAACACUGCUACUCCACUGGAAACGACCCGUGGUCCUACUACUCAAAUCGUCAACGAAACCGCCGAGUCGUCACCAUCAAUGGCAGCUCCAAUGGUCCCGCCACCGUCGCCUCCUCAAACUCAAACUACCUGUACACCUCCCCAGCAGAAGAAGUUCGAGGUGUGUGUACGACCGCUUACCACAUUCCAACCACAUCCGUUGUCCGUCAUCAAAGCGCCGCGACAAAUCGAUGAGGCUUGUGAGGAAUUCAAGAAAUUCCAGACUUGCGUCGCCGACGUCGCUUGCCAUCCACUAUGGGCUAAAGGAAUGACAGCC